Messenger RNA from Rotaria sordida, 1110 nucleotides. The record is from the annotation of a GenBank genome assembly. Lineage: Eukaryota; Metazoa; Rotifera; Eurotatoria; Philodinida; Philodinidae.
AUGAACUUACGAGAACCACUUUUACGUGGUAUCUACGGCUAUGGUCUCGAACGUCCUUCGGAUGUUCAACAACGUGCUCUGAGUCCGUGUAUUUCCGGUUAUGAUGUAAUUGUGCAAGCACAAUCAGGUACAGGCAAAACGAUAACCUCCAUCAUUGCAGUUUUACAACAACUCAACGUGGACUGCAAAGACUGUCAAGCAUUAAUUCUGGUACCAACGCGUGAACUGGCUCAAGGAAUCCAUAGAGUAGUUUUAACACUAGGUGAACAUAUAAAUGUGACAUGUCAUGCUUGUAUUGGUGGCAUGAAUCUUCGCGAGGAUAUGAAACAUCUCGAAGCAGGUGUCCAAGUUGUUGUUAGUACACCUGGUCGAACCUAUGAUAUGUUGAAAAGAUCAGCACUUCAUAGUGAAAAUAUCAAAAUGUUCGUAUUGGAUGAAGCUGAUGAGAUUUUAUCUCGUGGUUUCAAAGAGCAAAUUUAUGACCUAUUUACAAUGAUACCUCCAAAUGUUCAGGUCAUUCUUCUAUCAGUUACGAUGCCCUAUGAUUUACUCGAAAUCACAACUAAAUUUAUUAAUAACCCUGUGAAAAUUCUUAUCAAAAAAGAAGAACGAACACUUGAAGGUAUUCGUCAAUUUUAUGUGAAUGUCGAACGUGAGGAGCGAAAAUUAGAUACGGUAUAUGAAUUGUUCGAUACAUUAACGAUUAUACAAACUGUUAUCUUUUGUAAUACAUGCCGAAAGGUCGAUUGGUUAACUGAAAAACUACGUACGCGUAAUUCAAUUGUGUCUUCUCUGCAUAUUAAUAUGGAUGUAAAACAACGUAAUGAUGCCAUACAAGAAUUUCGAACCGGUUCUACUCGAAUCUUAGUAAGAACAGAUAUGCUUGGGGGUGAUAUUGAUAUUCCACAAGUUGGUCUUGUUAUCAAUUAUGAUCUACCGACUAAUCGUGAUAGCUAUAUCCACCGUAUUGGACGUAGUGGUGCAUUCGGUCGAAAAGGUAUGGCUAUCAAUUUCGUUACCAAUGAUGAACGACAACCAUUACGUGACAUUGAACAUUAUUAUAAUACACAAAUUGAAGAACUGCCCAUGAACAUUGCUGAUUUGAUUUAA